AUGUAUUCUUUGGAUUAUGUUAGAAGACAUCUACAAGUGUUCAUAGGCGGCACAUGUGUGAUGGCUGGUGUAGGUGGUUGCACCGUAUCUGAUGUCGCCGGUAUGUAUAGAGUUGCACGCGCAUACUACAAAGGAUUUUUCGAGCGCGGUUGCGAUUACACACAUGACAUAGCGAUUCUUGAAUUAACUAGAGAUGUGCCGGUCACAGUAAAUCAUAUUUGUCUUCCUUUCCUGCAUCAAGUGGUAGAACUCGAAGAUCCUUACGUGCGCCUGAGAUCAUUUGGAUGGGGAACGGAUCGUAAGCUUUUUUAA
This is a messenger RNA of Cylicostephanus goldi, 312 nucleotides long. The record is from the annotation of a GenBank genome assembly. Lineage: Eukaryota; Metazoa; Nematoda; Chromadorea; Rhabditida; Strongylidae.